CUUCUCUCCAACUUGUCUGAUGUUCCAGCGAAUUUGUCCAACAAAGGUGUCAAUACUGUAACACAAUUAAUAGCAUCUUGUCGCGCUUCUUGUAGAUACAACGGCCUUUGACAGGUGGGCUUUGACCCUUUCCUCCAGAUUUCCCAAAGGAAAACGAGGCGACGCAACGCGACGGGACUUAACUGCUCACCAUAAUCGGCAUGGAGCGCAGACUGACUGUCCGCUGAUCUGAACGGUUCUUGCAACAACAAACAAUGGCGCAGUACGGUGCGCCCUAUGGGGGAAGCGGGCAGCCAUAUCAGACUCAGCAGGACCCACGCUCGAAUAGCCCUUGGGCUCAGACAAACCAGCCUCACUUUCCUCCCUCUGUCAGCCCGCAGCCGGGAUAUCAAUACCAAGGGCCAAAUGCGAACAAUCCACAGGUGUACGGCAAUGUGCAACACCUGCCUUACUCCGGGCAAGUGCCUGUCCCAGGACCUUCACCCUUACCGCAAGAUGCUGUGAACGGGCUUGCUGCACAAAUGGGAGGGCUAGACAUGGGGGCGGCACCACCGGUCAGAUCUCACAGGAAAAAAGAGAGGCAUGCAUACCAUGAUAUAGGGGCAGCGCCAGCUUCCUCUUUGGUCACAGAUGGCGGGAUAUCAGGCACUGUUGGAGGGCCACAGUCGCUGAAUGCUGGACCGCAAGCCGGACCAGGUGUUCCAGGUCUUCCGCCGCAAGCACCUCUGAUGAAUGCGACAGAUAGGUUACGAAUGGGCGAGGAGGCUGUGACGACACAAGGCCGGGUCGAUCCAGAGCAGAUACCCAGUGUGGCCCGGUCAAGAGACGUUGCGACGCAGUACUACCAGCUAAACGUCUAUCCAACCAUGGAGAAGCAUCUGCCACCUCCAGCGGCUGUACCAUUUACAGCCAUCGACCAGGGAAAUUCGUCUCCCAAGUUCGCACGACUCACACUCAACAAUAUUCCUUCUACGGCCGAAUCACUGGCGUCGACUGGUCUACCGCUUGGAUUGGUCCUGCAGCCAUUUGCCCCUUUGCAGGAGGGGGAGCAAGCAAUCCCUGUUCUCGAUUUUGGCGAGGCCGGGCCACCUCGAUGCAGGCGGUGUAGGACGUACGUCAACCCAUUCAUGAUAUUUAGGGCCGGUGGGAGCAAACUUGUAUGCAACAUGUGCAAUUUCCCCAACGAUGUGCCGCCAGAAUACUUCGCACCCACAGACGUAUCUGGUGUACGCGUGGAUCGUUUACAACGCCCUGAACUUAUGAUGGGGACGGUGGAAUUCCUGGUACCCAAAGAGUACUACACGCGGGAGCCCAUGCCUAUGCGGUGGCUAUUCCUCAUCGAUGUCACGCAGGAGGCGAUUAACCGUGGGUUUCUUGAGUCGGUAUGCGAGGGUAUCUUGCACGCGCUAUACGGUCGCAACGGGGAAGAUGGUACCGAAGAGGAGACAGACACUCCUCCGACACUCCCAGCCGGGGCAAAAGUUGGCAUCGUAACAUAUGACAAGGAGAUCCAGUUCUACAACCUCACUCCUGGACUAGCAACUGCGCAAAUGAUGGUGAUGACAGAUCUGGAAGAUCCUUUUGUUCCACUGGCGGAGGGACUGUUUGUCGAUCCACUAGAGUCAAAAGCCGUCAUUACCUCGCUUCUCAAGUCGAUACCAACCAUGUUCUCCACCGUCAAGAACCCUGAACCAGCUCUGCUACCAACACUGAACGCCGCAUUGGCCGCGCUGACCUCCACGGGCGGCAAGAUCAUCUGUUCGCUGUCGACAUUGCCAACCUGGGGUCCAGGGAGACUCCACCUUCGAGAUGACGGCAAAGGCCGUGAUACAGAUGCCGAAAGAAGAUUGUUCACAACCGAACAUCCAGGCUGGAAGAAAACAGCUGGUGCAAUGGUUACUGCAGGCAUCGGCGUCGACUUUUUCCUUGCAGCGCCCGGUGGUGGUUACAUGGAUGUUGCAACGAUUGGCCAUAUGUCUCGGUUGACCGGUGGAGAAAUGUUUUAUUAUCCUAAUUUUGUGUCGCCACGAGACUCAUUGAAAGUCCAAACCGAGAUUGCGCACUCCCUACACCGAGAAACAGGUUAUCAGGCCCUGAUGAAGGUGAGAUGCUCUAAUGGUUUGCAAGUAUCGUCGUACUAUGGCUCUUUCCUCCAGCACACGUUCGGCGCAGAUCUGGAGAUUGGUACUAUUGACGCCGAUAAAGCGAUUGGUGUUACCUUCUCUUACGACGGCAAAUUGGAUGCCAAAUUGGACGCUCAUUUCCAAGCUGCUCUGCUUUAUACAUCUGCCACGGGGCAAAGAAAAGUGAGAUGUAUCAAUGUGGUUGCAGGAGUCAACGAGGCCGCAGCCGAGACCAUGCGCACAGUUGAUCAAGACGCCGUUGUCAACAUUAUCGCCAAGGAGGCAUCGCAAAAGCUCCCGGAGAGGUCACUCAAAGAUAUUCGGGCCAAUAUCACGGAGAAGACGAUCGACAUACUCGCUGGGUAUCGGAAGAAUUUCUCGGGAUCGCACCCGCCUGGACAGCUGGUCUUGCCAGAGCACCUCAAAGAGUUCGCCAUGUAUACACUGGCGUUGAUAAAGAGCCGAGCAUUCAAGGGUGGUGUCGAACCCACGGAUCGUCGCGUUCACUCAGCUCGCAUGAUGAGGUCUUCUGGGGUAACUGAAACCGCACUGUAUCUGUACCCUCGAAUCUACGCUCUCCACAAUUUGAAUCCCGAAGAUUGUUUCGCCAACCCGGAGACGAUGCAACUGGUGGUUCCUCCCACUGUUCGAGCGUCAUUUGCCCGAGUCGAGGAAGGCGGGGUAUAUCUGGUGGAUAAUGGCCAGAUUGUGCUGAUUUGGUUUCAUGCCCAAGUUUCGCCGAAUCUGUUGGAAGACUUGUUUGGACCCGGGGUGACCAGCUUGCAGCACCUGGAUCCAAUGAUGAAUGAGCUUCCUGCUCUGGAGACUCACCUCAACGCGCAGGUCCGCAACUUGCUGCAAUACGUCUCGACGGUGCGCGGCAGCAAAGCGGCCACUUUUACUCUGGCAAGACAAGGACUCGACGGUUCUGAGUUCGAGUACGCCCGUAUGCUGGUGGAAGACCGCAACAAUGAGGCUCAGAGCUAUGUCGAUUGGCUGGUGCACAUUCAUCGAGCCAUUCAAAUGGAGCUGAGUGGACAGCGGAAAAAGGAAGACACGGGCGACCACGAGGGCAUCCUGAAUAGCUUGACGGGGCUCAAGGCGCCGUAUUGGACAUGAGGUGUGAAAAUAGUUGUAGGCACGAACACAACAUAUUGCAUUGCCAUUGGCGUGGUGCGGCAUGGACAUGUAUUGUACCUACUACAUAGGUACGUACGACAUGCCCAUCAUGAUGUCCAAAAAAUACCUUUGGACCACAAGAGUGAAAAUGAAUAGGCUCGAGUCGCCUCGUCCUGUUCAUAUAUAUCGACGAGCAACGGCUUGAUUUUAUUCAGUCAGCAGGACGUACCGUAAUACUGUAGUAGAUGCACGACGAAACUGGUCAAGUAUCAUCGUCGUGUACAACAAUGUUGUAAUGAUCCGUACAAGAAUCCAAUAUCUGUCUGUCCCCAAG
Exophiala dermatitidis NIH/UT8656 is the source of this 3576-nucleotide messenger RNA. RefSeq lists its product as uncharacterized. Lineage: Eukaryota; Fungi; Ascomycota; Eurotiomycetes; Chaetothyriales; Herpotrichiellaceae. Gene Ontology annotation, biological process: endoplasmic reticulum to Golgi vesicle-mediated transport; COPII-coated vesicle cargo loading; intracellular protein transport. The transcript is spliced from 2 exons. Gene Ontology annotation, cellular component: COPII vesicle coat; endoplasmic reticulum exit site. The record is from RefSeq and is a predicted model, not a curated record. The coding region runs from base 255 to 3242 and encodes 995 amino acids. Gene Ontology annotation, molecular function: zinc ion binding; SNARE binding.